GUGUACUCGAUGUCCGGCAGACACUAUCCGUUGAAGACCGGUGAGUUGACCUCGGCCGUGCUGGAACGCUUCUUGAUGCGAUAAAUAAUUCCCGAGUGCACGCUACGGUCCAGAACGACACCAUCAUCAGUCGAGAAUGCUGGAUUAUCAUCCGCAGCUGGAAACUGGACACGUUUCAGACAUCAGGAACUUGUCUCCGUCAAAGCCAUGCGUGCCAAGCUGCGAGGUGAAAGCUGUGCAAGACGGCACCGUUCCCGUACACGGAGAAGGAAGACUCGGUUCUGCUGACUUUCAAGGACAUCGUGUUCAGACCACCACCAAUUAGUAAAAUCAAAAUACCAAGAUCGUUGCCCUCGAUGGACCAAUUGAUACUGGCGGCAAGUUAGCCGAAUUAUGAGCAGUUGCAGUUGAGUCUUUUUACCGGACGGACGCGUUUUUUAAUUCGCUCUACACCUUAUUUUUAUUUACCUUCACUGACCCAGUCCACAAACGUAAACGUAAACAUAUUUAUUUUUUUUGUCGCGCGUCGCGUGUGCACUUAUUAACAAACGUAAGCAAAAUGCAGUGCUAUGUGCCGACGUGCUCUUCACCCUUCGACCAACAAUACCUCUGGAACUGUACGGGCAUUUGUAAUCGACAAUUUCACGCAGCCUGUAUUGGGGUCAAACGUGGCUCCGAAGACGACUUGCAACUACAUGUACUUCCUAUAUGCAGCCUUUGUCGAAAUAACCUACAUAUGGAAAUCGACAUUAGAAAAAUAAUGCAGCAUCAUUUAGAAGGCAGUCAUAUGAUCUUGACUCACAUCAAGACCAAUGACAAGACAAACCAAGAAGCCCUUAAUGAACUGCAUAAUAAAAUCAUAGGCCUGCAGGAAGAAAUUAAGAAAUCUGCAGAAAUCGCAAGUCGAAUACUUUCGGCAGUAUUAACACAGGCACCGGCAAUGGACUUCCCCUUAAACGAAGUCAGAAAAGCAUUUGAAGACACCACCUCGGACCAGAAUCAUAAACUCGCUGAAUCAUUCUGCCGUAUCCAGGAAAUUACGUCAUCCCACCGGGAUGACAUAAUUAAAACAAUUGCCUCAGCAGAAAAAUGCCCCUCGGACAUAAUUUUAGCAGUCCACGAUGAAGUGAGGGCCCUCACUUCAUCCAUCAAUAAACUGCAAGACAAUGAAAUUGAAGUCCGGCAAAAAUCACUGGCAGAAGAAUUAAACGAACAAACCGUACUGGAAAUCGAAUCUGGCUGGCGACUUAUCGGCAGCAAAAAAAUUUGGAAGCCAGACUGGACCGACUUCGACGCCAGGCAGCGGACUCGCCGUCUUCAGGAAAAGGAAGCCGAAAAACACGUCGCCGCAACCGAAAACAUCGUCAACAAAUUCAGCACCAGCAACAACAACAAUCACAACAACAUCAUCAGCAACGCCGGCAACAGCAACAACAAUCACAUCAACAUCUUCGUCGGCAACAGCACCAGACCAACUGCAACUCUGACGCAGGCCGAAACCCAAGUACGCCACAUUUUAACUUAAAGGACAAUCAAUUCGACCAGGACAACGCAAGUAGCAGCAACUUUUUCACUCAUUCGUCAACCAAAUUGUCCGACAAGGAACUUCUAGACCAGGCAAGGGUCGAAUUUUCUGGCCAACCUCCAACUACAUCGAAUUCAAACUUCAUCAACUUCCG
Culex quinquefasciatus (southern house mosquito) is the source of this 1679-nucleotide messenger RNA. RefSeq lists its product as uncharacterized. Lineage: Eukaryota; Metazoa; Arthropoda; Insecta; Diptera; Culicidae. The transcript is spliced from 2 exons. The coding region runs from base 560 to 1525 and encodes 321 amino acids. The record is from RefSeq and is a predicted model, not a curated record.